Syngnathoides biaculeatus (alligator pipefish) is the source of this 1502-nucleotide messenger RNA. RefSeq names its product dehydrogenase/reductase (SDR family) member 4 (gene dhrs4). Lineage: Eukaryota; Metazoa; Chordata; Actinopteri; Syngnathiformes; Syngnathidae. Bases 392 to 1291 code for a protein of 299 amino acids. Gene Ontology annotation, molecular function: carbonyl reductase (NADPH) activity. The record is from RefSeq and is a predicted model, not a curated record. The transcript has 8 exons.
UUUUUCUUUUAAUUUUGAUGAAUGUUGCUUUAGUGCGUGUGUGUCAAUGUGGUGAAAUAGCGCAAUUGCCAAUAACUACACGCGGCUAUCUUUUAACGUGUCGUUUUCGGUCCAGAAAAGGUCAUUGAACGCCACUUACUGGCCUUCAUUUGACUGGAUAGUAUAGUAUGGAUAGUAUUAGUAACUAUGAUUAUGAUGUGGUAAUGAUAGUAGGAUAUUUCGACGAACUUCCAUUUUCUGUUUUCAUACUCAAGCCAAAGUAUUACAGUGGCCGCAAUUUGGCGUGAAAAAACAAUGUUGAGGUGAUGCGAGGAGUUUCAAUUUGAGAAAAGUAGUGCUUUUGGCGCCGCCUCGUGAAGGAAUCGUGGACUAAGAAGUUUGCUGUUAUCUUAUGGCACCUACAGACAAAUAUCAAUAUUUAAAAAGCAGAUUUCCACACGUGCGUGUCCGGUCUGUCAACUCACAGGUGAUGUUGAGGGUUGCCUUCAAGUUUCUUUGGAAAAGUCCAUUCUCAAGACAGAGGAAUAUGUCCCAGAGCAGCCUUGCCGGGAAAGUGGCCAUCGUCACGGCCUCGACGGCUGGCAUCGGCCUGGCCGCGGCCCGGGCGCUGGCCGAGAGGGGGGCGCACGUGGUGGUGAGCAGCCGGCGGCAGGCCGGCGUGGACGAGGCCGUGGCCCAGCUGCAGAGCCGCGGCCUCCGGGUCACGGGCACCACCUGUAACGUCGGGAAGGAGGGCGACCGAGAGAGGCUGCUUCGGACGACGUUGGAUCGCUGCGGCGGCGUCGACAUCCUGGUGUCCAACGCGGCGGUCAAUCCUUUCUUCGGAAACUUCCUGGACACCACAGAGGAGGUUUGGGACAAGAUUAUGUCCGUAAAUGUAAAAGCAGCCUUCCUAAUGACCAAGUUGGUGGUGCCUCACAUGGCAAAGAGGGGAGGGGGGAACGUCGUAUUCGUGUCGUCCGUGGCCGCCUAUCAACCCAUCCAGGGCUUGGGCGCGUACAGCGUAAGUAAGACGGCGUUGGUGAGCCUGACCCGGGUGCUGGCGCCCGAGCUGGCUCAAAGCAACAUCCGGGUCAACUGCGUGGCCCCCGGCAUCAUCAAAACGCACUUCAGCGCCCCAUUGUGGCAAAACGAUGACAUCAUGGAUGACGUCAAAAAGCAGAUGUGCAUCAAAAGAGUCGGUGAAGCAGAUGAAAUCGGGGGAGUGGUCGCCUUCCUGUGCACUCAGGAGGCUUCCUACAUCACGGGAGAGACCAUCGCAGCGACGGGCGGGAUUGCCUGUCGACUGUGAUUGCAAAAUAUAAAUCGACGCGUCCUUUCUUUCAACUUUUGCGAGAAAUCAAGUAUUCAACUGAUUAACCCAAUCGAUGAUGUGAAGGGACUUUUACCUGUAUGUUAUUAUUUUUUUAAUUUUUCAAACCAGCCUGUUAGCGCUGUGCUAGCGUGUUGCUGCCGCGUCACGGGCACUGUUUGGAAAGAAAAGCUAAGGUAUAAUAUUAAAA